Messenger RNA from Aspergillus pseudotamarii, 591 nucleotides. RefSeq lists its product as uncharacterized. The record is from RefSeq and is a predicted model, not a curated record. The transcript has a single exon. Lineage: Eukaryota; Fungi; Ascomycota; Eurotiomycetes; Eurotiales; Aspergillaceae. Bases 1 to 591 code for a protein of 196 amino acids.
AUGAGAGCCUUAAACUUCCUACGGGCCUGGUUUGCCCAGAACACCUUGCUCAAAGCGACCAUCUUUGGACUACUUUUUCAGCUCUGCUUUGCCCAUUCAUUUAGCGGGGGUGUACCUCCGGACAAUUUAUCCCCACGGGCCCAUUUUGUCAAUGGCCCAAUGAAGUUCGAUAGCUCCCUGGGAGAAGAGGCUGCGCAACAUGUGAUAUGGUCGGAACAUGGAAAUACACAACGAGCCACUAUCCAGGCAUAUGUGAGCCGAGGAUUUCUACAGGCACAGAAUACAAUGCAAAAUCCCACCCCGGAAGACGUUUGCUAUACUCUCUCGAACUUGAAGCUUAUCGGCGAUAAAUUCAGUACAACGAGGGUUGAUUUUGCACGACACUCGUACACCCAAGUACGGGUCAGUAUAGAUCUUCCAACAAAACGCAGUGACGGCGAAGUACAGGCGGCAGUGAUUAUGAAGGCUAACAGCCUGCUGGUUGAUAUGCAAAAUCAGCAAACUCAAUGGGGUCAAGAUUCUCGAAGGCCUAAAGCGAAUUUUGAGAAGAAUGGGCUUUAUGUUCAAGUUAUCAAGCACUAUGGCAGUUAG